Molecule: messenger RNA, 1584 nt
Organism: Alternaria ventricosa
Lineage: Eukaryota; Fungi; Ascomycota; Dothideomycetes; Pleosporales; Pleosporaceae
Exons: 2
Coding region: 1-1584 (527 amino acids)
Source: RefSeq, a predicted model, not a curated record
AUGGAAUUGAGUGCGGAUACUCCUAUAUCUACACUGGAAAUCCCUCCACAGCUUGGGAAGCGCCAGGAGACAUUGAGUUCGGCUCCUGCGUCUGCAGAGUCAUCACCAGGCUCAACGAACGCGGUAUCAUCUACACCAUCUCCGUCUUCUACAUCGUCGACGAGUGCAGCCACGCCGACCAUAGUCGACUUCCCCACCCCCAAUGGACCACCACUCCUGCAAAUCGGGAGCUACAAUUGUACAUCUCUGAUGACGCUGAAUUUGCUCACGGGUAUCCUAGAGGACUUUCUCGAAAUUACAGCUACUACGACUGAUGCUGAGAUAACCAUGUUCACAUUCAACGUGCAUGCUGCCUCGUCCAUCACUGAUCCGGACGCCCCAGCACCGAGCCUUGCGCAAGACCAGCUUCCCGAAGAUGGGCAACUCCUUAGCGACGUGUUGCAGGGUAAUCUUUCUGAUAACACGCUUACGCCAAACGCCUUGGGUGACCAACGCGCAAACUUGAAUAGUUCGUGGUAUGACGUCGACUGGUCUAACCGCCCAUUGACUGGCUAUUACGAGGACUCCAAAAACGCCGAUGGACAGCUGUUCACACAAAGUGGAUGGCCCACAGAAGCUUUCAUGGAGUUCAAGCAGCUACGUCGGGUCGUCGUUAGUUACGGUACAAUCGAUCCGCAGAUGGAGAAGUACAACAUUGGAACAGAUCUCCAAUACGUCUUCCCUCCCGGAACCAUCAUCGACGAGCAGUCAGUAUCGCUUGGCUCCGAUGGGCGUGUAACUUCCGGAUGCUUGUUUGCAUCUUCCGACAACACCUUGACUUCGACAAGAAACUCGUCUUGGGCUCUCGCUGAUGCACCAUCACUUGAUAUUAGCGCGACGCCCGACUUUCAGUCAACCAUACCUUCCGUUACCAAUCUUACCGCCUGCGGCAUCACACCCUUCCUCAACCAAACCCUCGGAAACGCAACUGCAGACAAGAACCCCUUACCCUACGCCGCAUACGUACACUCAACACUAUGGACGUUUGCUCCGGGACAACCUCUCAAUUCCUCCGGAGAAGGCGACGACACAAACGACAACCGCUGCGUCGUCAUGAUGAAGUCGCCAUAUCCACAGCGCUGGCGCAUAGAAGACUGCAACCAACGCCACCGCGUGGCCUGCCACGAUCCACGACAACCAUACAAUUGGCGUAUAUCGGACGACUCAACCUACUACGCGAACGCUGAGGGCUAUUGUCGGGACCCGUAUCGAUUCAGCGUACCCCACACCGCGCUGGAGAAUGCACAUCUCUAUUCUGCCUGGCAAGCUGCCGUUCCUGAUGAAGAUGUGCUGUACAUCAACAUGAACAGUCUGAGUGUGCCGGAUUGCUGGGUCAUUGGACUCAAUGCGACAUGUCCAUAUCUUCCUACCACUGACACGAAUCGUACGCGUAUCGUCGUUGUGCCGACGGUCGCGGCUGUAAUUAUCUUCCUGCUGGCUGUACUUACCUUUUUUAUCAAGUGCGCAGCGAACCGAAGAGAGAACAAGAGGGGAAGGAAGAGAAGGUUAGUCGAUGGUUGGGAGUACGAGGGUGUUCCUAGUUGA